This is a messenger RNA of Megalops cyprinoides (Indo-Pacific tarpon), 399 nucleotides long. It is a transcript of the gene gpx9, whose product is annotated as glutathione peroxidase 9. The record is from RefSeq and is a predicted model, not a curated record. Lineage: Eukaryota; Metazoa; Chordata; Actinopteri; Elopiformes; Megalopidae. Gene Ontology annotation, molecular function: glutathione peroxidase activity. Gene Ontology annotation, biological process: response to oxidative stress. The transcript is spliced from 4 exons. The coding region runs from base 7 to 399 and encodes 130 amino acids.
GCACUCAUGGAUAUGUAUGGUGGCCACAACUUUACUGUCCUUGGAUUCCCCUGUAAUCAGUUUGGGCUUCAGUCACCUGAGGGAAACCAUGAAACCAUCAAUGUACUGAAAUAUGUAAGGCCAGGUGGAGGAUUCAUGCCAAAGUUCCCCAUAUUUGGCAAGCUUGAGGUCAAUGGAAUAAAUGAAGACCCUCUCUUCACUUACCUCAAGGAGUCCUUAAAUUACGUCAACCCUGUUAUUGGAGAUAUGAAGAAAUUCUAUUGGUCUCCAAUUAAAGUCAAUGACAUACGCUGGAACUUUGAGAAGUUUCUGAUCAGAGCUGAUGGCAUACCAUACAGGAGAUACGAGCUACACAGUCCAAUCACUGAGGCGGAGAAAGACAUAGCAGAGCUUCUGUAG